AUGGCCCCCUCCACCAUGUCCGUCUGCUCUGACGCCCACACCGAGUCCUCCUGGCAGGUGGAAGACUGCCCAGAGAGCUACUGUGAGCCCUGCUGCGCCUCCAGCUGCUGCCUAACCAUCAUCUGCACCCCAGUGAGCUGUGUGUCCAGCCCCUGCUGCCAAUCCACCUGCCCCAGCUCCUGCACACCAUGCUGUCAACAGUCCAGCUGCGGCUCCUCCCCCUGCCAGCAGUCCUGCUGUGUGCCCCUCUGCUGCAAGCCCCUCUGCUGCGCACCCAUCUGCUGUGGGUCUUCCUCAUCCUGCUGCCAUCCUCAGUCCAGCUGUCAGACCUCAGGUUGCAGCUCCUCCCUCUGCGGCAGCUCCUCUCCCUGCUGUGUGACCCUCUGCUGCAAGCCCGUCUGCUGCACACCAGUCUGCUGCAAGCCCGUCUGCUGCACAACAGUCUGCUCUGGAUCCCCCUGCGGCCAGCAGUCUAGCUGCCAGCCCUCAAGCUCCCCGUCAUCCUGCUGUGUGCCCCUCUGCUGCAAGCCCGUCUGCUGCAGACCCUGCUCCAGCGUGUCCCUGCUCUGCCGCCCCGUGUGCAGACCCACCUGCUGCGUGCCCGCCUCCUCCUGCUGUGCCUUCUCCUGCCAGCCCAGCUGCUGCCUCAGUUCCUCCUCUGUGUCUCUGCUCUGCCACCCAGCCUGCUCCAGACAGGCCUGCUGUCGCCUCUCUUCCGGACAGAAGUCCAGCUGCUGA
Nannospalax galili (Upper Galilee mountains blind mole rat) is the source of this 738-nucleotide messenger RNA. RefSeq names its product keratin-associated protein 10-3-like. Bases 1 to 738 code for a protein of 245 amino acids. NCBI's taxonomy places the organism in Eukaryota, Metazoa, Chordata, Mammalia, Rodentia, Spalacidae. The transcript has 2 exons. Gene Ontology annotation, cellular component: keratin filament. The record is from RefSeq and is a predicted model, not a curated record.